CGUCUGCUUGAUUUGGUCUGCCAAGAGCACCCCUGGUUGCGCCGACAGCUGUUGGCGGUGUAUCGCCAGCCGAAAGAGUCAUGGAGCGCAUCACGCGAGGCAGGAAAAAAAGUGGUGAAACACAGCAGGCAAAGAGGGCACGGGUUCAAGGUUCGCCGAGUGUAUCAGAGGUACACAGCAUCCAAUUGAUGUCUGCAUUCCCUCGCAGAUCAACGUUGCACGGGCAUCUGGACAGAGGCAAGCAGCGGGCUGUGGCCGAAGACGAUUGGACACCGCACUCACUCUUUGACCUCGGCCGCGGUCAAGGCGGGACCGAGCCUGCCAAAUGUCCUUCUCCAUCUUCAACCCUCGGCUUCUCGUGGUCAGCCUGGGCAACCCGGCGCCUCUGCACGAGACCUUUCACUCGGCUGGCCACAUAGUCCUCCGCGCCCUGCAACCCUUGGUAGAAGCACAACCUCGCUUCACUUCCGACCGGUUCGGCAAGAAGACGACCGACAUAUCGCUUGGCGACAAGUACAUGCUCGUGACCUCGCCCUGCUCCAUGAACACCACCGGCCCCUGGCUGGCUCAGGCGUGGAAGCAGGCCCUGCAGGACAACCACGACCAGCGGCAACUCGGCCUUGUGCUGCUGCAGGACGAGCUGGAGCUGGAGCUGGGUGAUGUGCGGACAAGGACAUGGGACAGCAGCCACAAGGGCCACAAUGGCAUCAGGAGCUCACAGGCCAGCCUCAAGCCGUCGGCUUACCCUGAAAACUCGAAGUGGUGGACGCGUCUCCGUGUCGGAAUCGGCCGCCCUGCCCAGCGGGACAGGGCUAGCGUCAGCAACUACGUCCUAGGUGGGAUGAGCGCAUACCAGAAGUCGCUCCUGAGGGAGAAAUCCGCCUCAGGUGCGCUACGCUGUUUGGAGGAGCUGGAGGCCCAGUGGCGCCAACAGUGGGAAAAGGAUAGCCGCGCGUCCGAGCGGUAACAAGGCGAACAUAAUCUCGCGCUGCGGCUAGGAUAUGCUACGGAUCUCGGUAUCCUAAAACUGCUUCCACACGAGGCUGAGCUAUUCCACUAGGUAGUGGAUGAACACGCCCUAGCACAUUCCUAUGCAAUACUCUAUCACUCUACCUCCAACAUCGCCACUGCGACAACUAUAUCAUGUUACCAGCCAUCGGCAUACUGUCACUGCAGGCCUGGGAUGAGGCAAAUGGGCGUGAUCGAAUGUGUACGGUCGCGCUGCCGAAGGGAUGGACACCGAUAAUUUGUCCGGUUAUCUGCCGCGGGCAGCCUGAAUACAAGUCCACGAGGGGGGGG
This is a messenger RNA of Gaeumannomyces tritici R3-111a-1, 1299 nucleotides long. RefSeq lists its product as hypothetical. The record is from RefSeq and is a predicted model, not a curated record. Gene Ontology annotation, molecular function: peptidyl-tRNA hydrolase activity. Bases 326 to 967 code for a protein of 213 amino acids. The transcript has a single exon. Lineage: Eukaryota; Fungi; Ascomycota; Sordariomycetes; Magnaporthales; Magnaporthaceae.